Molecule: messenger RNA, 6562 nt
Organism: Loa loa (African eye worm)
Lineage: Eukaryota; Metazoa; Nematoda; Chromadorea; Rhabditida; Onchocercidae
Product: UPF0378 protein
Exons: 50
Coding region: 149-6562 (2137 amino acids)
Source: RefSeq, a predicted model, not a curated record
ACGGUUCCGUCUCCCUUCACUUUAUCUGGUUGUUUCAUCCAAAUGGCCUCGCUAGCCGAAAGUGUAUUUGUGGGUUUAUGUAUUUCAAGUGUUAGAUGAAGAAUCAACACGACAGCGGAUGUUACUGUACACCUAACAAUAGGCAGAUAUGGAAUUUUCGUACAUUUCAUGCUUAUUGAUAUUUGUCAUACUGCUUAUAUGGAGAUACCGAGGAUGGUUGUUAUCGUUGGCAGUAGCAAAAAUUUGCCGUUGUCGUUCGGUACGUUUAGGCAGAUGCGGUUUGUUUUAUGUGGAGCAUAUUAGACUUUGCUUAAUUGGUGGUGUCGUAAUUGAAGUUGACGAUUUUCGUUUAACAAUCAGUUUCUUCAAUACACAUUAUACGAAGCCGUUCAUAAUCACGAUUAGUGAUAUCCGUAUUGAAGGUGAAUGUAAUGAACAGUUGUCCUUGUCACCAACCUGUAAGAAGCGAUACAAUCAUAAGGAUUUCGAAAGAUAUCUUCAUUGGCUACAAUACACAAGUACAAUAAUUCGUACUGCGCGUGUUGUAUUUCUUGGUGUGGCUCCCGGAUCUUUGUUGCAUUCGACCUUUCAGCAACUACAAUUUGAUGGAUAUCGAGAUCGUGAAGGGAUGCAGAUUGAACUUUCUUGUAAACUGUUGCAAGCAAAAUUGUUCAAUCGUGGAGCAGCUCAGAAUACUGCGCCUUUACUUGUACUUUCAUUAGGGUUAUCAGUUUGUUGCAACGUACCUUUGGGUGCUUUGAAAUUGAAACGACUUGUUUCCCGCAUUACUGAUCCUCAGCUUAUUCUUUCGGAUGGCCUUUUGGAAUACUUUCAUGACCAUUCAGUACAUCAGAAGACGAAAAGCACAUCAGAUCAAUUUGUUACUUCCUUUGACAUUGAAAGCCUUCUGAAUAUAAGUUUAAAUUUGGAUAUCGAAAAUCUAGUGUUGAGAUACACGGCCAAAAUGGAUUAUUCAGAAAUGCGUACCGUUGCUGCAAGGUUAAAUGUAGUAUCAGUAUCGACAGAAGAUAACCAACGAUUUGCUAUUGCUUUAACUGGGAUCAAUGUAGAUGAUCACACGCGCGAGACGUUAUUUAGUUGCAAUGAAUUCAAUGCUAAACUGAAUCGGGCACUGGAUAGUCCAGGAAGUCUGUUUGCUGAUAUGAAAAUAUUCAAUCCCUAUUUUAUCACGAAUCAGAAGGCUAUUGUUGAUUGGACCGAGUAUUAUCAUAAUAUUGGGCAGCGAAUUUCGACCUCUGCUGAAGGUCAUUUCGAUGAUGAUUUUUCAACUGCAUCUAUAGAUUUAUACGCAGUACCGACGGAAAUAAAACGGUUCUGUUGGGAAUCCUUAUCAGUAGAAGUAAGUUCAUUUCACUGCCGUUUAAUGCUCUCCAAUGGACAAGAAAUCGACGCCGGCUUGGAACUAGGGACAUUUUGCGUUAGCGAUAAUUUUGCAUCUGCUGAAAUUGGUUUAGAAUCAGUUUGGAUUCGACAAGGAAAUUUUUUCGCUAACCAUUUCGGUUCUCGUUUUUGCCAUCUUUGGGGUACCACGUUAAUUAUCGGAGCUUUAUUAACUCAGUACUUCCGAAGUAAUGAAACAAGAAGAUUGCUGGUCAAGUUGGUUGAAUGUCAAAUAGAAUAUGAGGAAGAACUCACCCGGCAGAUGGCUUCAUUCUUAUCAUCUCUUCUGUGUAGCGGCACGUCAUCACCAACAUGCAGCACAUCAUAUGCAUUUCAACCCUAUCCACCUCCUCAAGUUGUUUCUACAGUACAAAUAUCUGUAGAGAAUAUCGUCUUUUUCAUUCUGGCUCGGCAUUCAUUAUAUCUGAUUCUAUCUAUUGAACAGCUGCGUCUGGAUGCCUUGCCUACCUCAACGACAUUUUCAAUGCUUGCACUGAAUUCCAAGAUACUUCAGGGCAUCGUGACAAAUGAGAAAUUCAUUUCUUGGGAUGACUCAGCACAAAUAAAAUCGAAACAUAUUUGUGGAAGCAGUGAUCGCUUGAUGAUGCGACUUUCUCGGUUACCGUCAUCUUGGGAAUGGGUUCUGCUAGCUGAAUCACCUGUGAAUUUGGUUUGGAGCACUACUGUGCACAUCAUUUUUCUGGAAGCUUUCCGAAGCUUGAAGCAGAUUUCGAGUCUUUUUGGACAGAAAACAUCUUCUGAAGCAUCUCAGCUAUUUCAUUUCAGUAUCGAAACAUCCAGUCCUAUAAUAAUCGAAUUUCAUUUACCGCGAUCUCAUGUGAUGUGUUGGGAAGUGCCAUCGCUACACAUACGAUGCAUGGAUCACAAAAUAAUCGAAAUAUCACACUUCACUGCUUCCUUAGAUUGUCAUCCUAUCCUUACGAUUGAGAAGUUUUGUGUCGAGAAACAAGCAUUCGAUGCAGGAAUGGAUUUAGGCAGAAAUGAAUUUAAGAAUCUGAAAAACCGAACCAAUAAACUUUGGAUAUGGUCUGCCGAUGCGGUGGCAUUCGUCUUUCCAUAUGAUUAUAAUUUCGCAGCAGGUUAUGAUGAGAUAAUUAACGCGUGGAAAUGGAUAAAAUUAGUGCAUGAAUGGAAGAGAAAACCGUUUACUGCUGAAUCUCCACUUCCAUCUGAUUUACGAUUCUCAGUUAAAAGUGCUUCAUUACAAAUUAAUGAUGACCCAUUUGAAGUACAACUUCAAAAUAAUUACGAGCUGAUGGUUGAUGAAGUAUAUGAAUGCGAACGUCGACGUCAAAUGCUGAACCAGAAAUUGGAGCAGCUCCAGAAAACGCGUCCUUUUCUAUCUCAAUCAAAGGCAGAUGAAUUGCAUCGAUCAUUAAUUAAGAAAAAUGCGGAAAUUUAUAUUGAAAGGUCCAAAAAGUUGCCGAGUUCCAGAAAGCAUCUUUAUUUAUGGUCAAUUACAAAUCUUGAGAUUCGUGCAUAUGCUGAUAUGACUUUACACGGGAAAGAAAAUGUGGUUAACCAUCUGAAAACUUUCAAUGCUGAAUCGCCAUUCCCAGCUGAAGGGAUGGAAUUCAAUACACUAUGGGCACGUGCUGUUGAAAUGGAUUGUGACGAUUGGAUAAUGCAAUUCCGGGAUUAUCCGUUGCCAUAUGUCUUGAUGAAAGAUGCACAUUUUUGGGGGCAUCUAAUAGGAAGUGAACAACUCACAGGGCCACGUUCAAUACGGACAAAUACAGUAACAUUGCCACAACCUUGGGGGCAAUAUACCAUUGAGCGAAACAUGUGCCCUUUGAAAUAUUAUUAUGAUCUCUCAUGCGAGAUCAAAGAACUUAAUUGCACUUAUGGACCUUGCUGGGAACCGUGCUUAUCAAUGAUUAGUCUUUGUUGGAAUAAUGUCAGUUCGCCGUCAAGGGAUCCAAGCCCACCAUUGCCUUUUUGGGACAAAAUCCGGCUGCUUUUACACGGCCGUUUUUCUAUGCUUUGUCAAAAUUUGGUCACAUCAAUACUCGCAUCCACGGAUCCAUACAAUUCUACUGAACUGGUUGAGAUAUGCUGGAGAGAAUUUGGAUUUGACUGGAUUACAGAUCAGUUUUGUGUACAAACGGAUAUGGAUGCGUUCGUACGUACGGCAUCGAAAUAUGAUGAAAGUCGUGUUUUGCAUUUACCAGGAUUUAAAUUCAGCGUGAAGAUGGACUGGGCAUGUAUUGGGGACUCACACGAUCAUCACAGUGCUCAGCCAUGCGCUCCCGAUAAGCUUCCUGAAUACUCGUCUACGAAUUUAGAACAUGAUUCUUAUCGCGCAUUUCGUUCAACACACCUCGAUUUAGUCUUCACUUUAGAAGUGAAACAACCGGACAAUACAGUUACCAAUAGCCAUUGUCCGCAGAUUUUGCUUUAUGCCAAUAUUUUUCGAUGGCUGGAGUUCCUCAAAAAUACGAUGACAACAGUUAAUAGACCAGUAAAGCGUGGUCGACUAUUCGGUGGAGACAAAACUAAAAAAAGUCAACUCAGUCGACAUUUAAAGCACAUUCAACUAAAUGUUACACUUCCACGUUUUCUGAUCACUUAUUGGAUGUCGUACUCUUCAUCGCAUGGUCUGCGGAUGAUUAGUGAAAGUUUACAUUUAACCUCAUCGUUAGAACUUCACAUUUUGCAAAAUGGCGAGCAAAAGGAUGGAGUCAGCAGACGACGAAUUGCUAAAUGGUCAGUUUUAUACGUUUCAGCACAGCUUUUAAAUGCACAGAUUCAUCUUUUUGGCGCUAAUUCACAAAACUUUGCUACUCCAAUUGAUGACAAUUCGUUUUUUAUUGGAUUGGAUCGGUUGUCUUACACACGAGAGGCGCGAUCUAAGAAUGACACUAAUUCUUCCAGUAACAAGAAGAUCAAAUUGUUGGAAAGUGAUGAAGCGGUGCACCGGCUUACAAUUCAUGAUCUGCGUGCUUCAUGGACUCCGGAAAAUCGUGAUACGUGCUUAGCCAUUGCAGAUGGGGUUCAUAAAGCCCAUAUUUUACGACGUAUUUUAGGAACAGAUGCCCUGAAGACACCAAGUUUUACGAAAUCGGGAGUUCUGCCGCCACCUUCAGCUGCUUUAAAUGGUGUGAAUAUGGCGAAGUCAACCGUCUCAAGAUUGCAGUCUGAUUCUGAAAAAGCAACAAAUCAAUCACGAUAUGGUUCUGAUAGACGGGUAACAGAGGAAAAUGAUAUGUUGCAGCGAUUAAUUGACGAAGCGAGUACGAAACUUGUCGCUUACGAUGAAGAAACAACUGACAUUCCUUCGGAUAUGUUACAAGGAAUUGCACUGUGUACAGCUGAUGAUGUAGUGCUGAUCAACUGGCAAAUUGAUCUUAUUAAUAGCCAAGCCGUUUUACGCGGAAAAGAAAAGGAUGGAUUUGUUCUACUAACAGCUGCUCGUGCAUCUGUAACGCAGCGCAUCUAUGCAUUAGUUUGGAAAAAAUCACAGUUGUUGAGUAAGAAGUCAUGGUGUGCAACACUUUCCGGAAUGCAGUAUUUCGCACCUCUGGUAAUGUCUCAGCAUCUCAACCCAUCAAGUUCUCCUUCGGAAUCAAUUCCACAAGGACUCCACUGGUUAAAUCGGGAUAUCAUUGAAGAAAAAACGUGUAGUGAUCCUAAUAUCAGUGAUCGCUUGAAUCCUUAUAUCAGCACUGGAGAAGCUGUGGGUGGUGUAGUUGUUGAUCAUGGUAAUGUGGCACAAACUGAGGGAAAACUACAGCUACAACGAGUUGUUUCGAGAUGUAGCUGUCAAAUGUAUUUUUGCUAUUUUUCAGAUACAUUGGAUCUUGAUAUGCAUGACAUUCCUUAUUCGGUCAGCACGAAUCCCGAACAGUACCAGAUGGUGAUGAACAUUAUAAACCAAUUGGUUUUAUUUGUGGAUCCACGAAAGAAAGAAAGUGAUCGUCGGCGACAGCGACUGCGUUUUGAGUUGCAGCUUAAAGAUGUUGAUGAAGUGAAAUCGGCUAUUUUUUCCAUGCAGGCAGAACUACGAGAUGUUAUUGCGGUAAUCCGUUCAUUGGAAAGACGUUUAUUUUUCCUGAACAGGCAGUUGCAGGAGUCUGGCAAUGAUACUGCGAUAUUGGAGGCCAACAAAACUGUAACAGCAGAAAUCGAUGAAAUGAAAAAAAAUCAGAUUGUUCUAUGUGAUGAAUUGGCAAUGACUAUUAGUUGUUAUAAGGAAAAACAAGUGGAAAGGAUGCGACAACUGGUUAAUGCUGCUGAAGAAGAGCAAGCCGCUGUGGCUAGAAGAUUUGAAGUUUGCUUUGAAGAUUGUAUUUGGAGGCUUACAGAAAGUGACGGACAAAUUGCGCUUGCAGAAAUGCAAAUACGGAAUUUUCUGUAUACACGUACGGCGCGCAUAGAUAAUUCUGGUGAACAUUUGUUAGAAAUUGGAACUGUGCAAGUUACCAAUCUACUUCCAGAUACCCUUUACAAGCAUACCCUGCAAGCUCAAAAUACGCCACGAAGGAAAACUGAACGUCAACCAGCAUCAAUUCGUGUUGUUUGUCGAGAGAAGGCACCGGUUGGUGGGAUUUCCGUCAAGGAACAUUUCGAGAUUAAUGUUUCACCCAUGAACGCUCAAAUUACUUAUCGAUUCUUCGAGAAAAUGAUGGAGUACUUUUUUCCUGGUAGAAAUAUCGAUAAAGAAGACCAACGGAAUCUUGACACAAAUGAAGAGCAGCAAAACAAUCAAGGUGUAUCAGUUGGGCAAUGGUUACGCGGUGCGAUGAACGGUUCAUUUCGGCGAACGAAUGAUUCCAGUCACUUACGUGAUGAUAUUGAUCGCAUGAAGGAACGAGCUCAAGAAAAUAAUGUUUUCCUGUAUAUCAAAAUACCUGAAGGAAACAAAGAGAAAAACAUUGAAGAUGUCGAUCGAUUUCAGUUGGUUUUCCCGUUGUGUGAAUAUCAUGAAAAAAAUUGGACUUGGCUAGAUCUCGCUUUGGCAAUCAAGCAGCGUUGUCGACGGGUACUGCUUCAACAGUUCAUGAAGCAGAAAUUAUUGCGAAAUCGCUUAACAGGUGUAGAACAUCCAUCAAUCGAGAUAGAUGAGGAUGAGAAAAAACGGAUUGUUCUUGGGACAACUGCCGCUCCAGUAAAGGACAAGAAAAAGAAGAAAAAUAACUGA